UUCAGAACUAAGAGAGAGGAUGUGAGCCGCAUGAAGAGCAGCCCGCUUCGCUUCCUCAUCAGCUCUCUGAUUGCCCUUAGAGACAGGGUCAUCGUGGCGUAAUCCAGAGGUAUCACAACUUCUACUCCAAUGACAGCGGCAGAAUAUCCUGACUUUAAAAACCACACAAGUCUGAAUAUGAGUUCUUCUUGCACAGAUGUGAAUUGUAUCAUCUACUCAGUGGCGAAUGUGAUCAUCUUCGUCCUGGGUGUUGCUGGAAAUGGUUUAGUGAUCUGGAUUGCAGGCUUUAAGAUGAAGAAGUCCGUCAUCGCCACCUGGUACCUGAGUCUGGCCGUGUCCGACUUCAUAAUGUGCUCCACCUUGCCCUUUGGUGUUGUCCAAAAGGUUACAAAUGAGUGGAUCUUUGGACGCUUCAUGUGUAAAUUCCGGUAUUUCAUCAAGCUUCUCAACAUGUACAGCAGCAUCUUCCUCCUCGUCAUCAUCAGUGUGGACCGCUGUGUGGUUGUUAUGUUUCCUGUAUGGGCUCGGAACAAGCGCACCAUAAGAAAGGCUGUCGUGACAGUCAUUCUAACUUGGAUCGUCUCAGCAGCACUUAGCUCACCAGCGGCCAUUUUCCGAGACAUUCAGGACAAACAGAAGACACAAUGUAAAAGAACUGGCAUAAAUGAGCAAAGCCAUUUUGCCAUAGUGUAUUGCAGAUUCAUUUUUGGAUUCGUGAUCCCGUUCCUGAUCAUUGUCAUCUGUUAUGUCAUCAUCAUGCGAAAGCUGAAGUUCAACCAGAUGGCGACGUCCAAAAAGCCAUUCAAGAUCAUGACGCUGCUGAUAGCUGCUUUCCUCAUCUGCUGGUUGCCUUUUCAUCUUUAUUCUCUUUUAAGAAUACGUUAUAAAGAAUUUAAUUUUGUCAAAAUCCUAGAUUUAUUUGGCGUCAUUCUUGCCAACGCCAACAGUUGUUUGAACCCGAUUCUUUAUGCGUUCAUGGGGAGGGACUUUAAGAGGCAGUGUUAUGCGGUUCUGUCCAACAUUGAGAAUGCAAUUGAGGAGGAGGAGGAGGGCCAGGAAGGAGUCCAAGGGACAGUUGUCAACACCGAUGAGGAAAGCAUAAGUUCAGCCAUUUGACAAAUUUGAACAGUUGAAAGGAAAACAAUAUUUUACUUGUUUAUUUAACACAAAAAAACUAAUAAAAAAAUAAUUUACACCCGAAAAAGUGUAACAAUGCUUGCUUUAACUGUAGGUACAAAAUGACUAGAUUUUAUGAGGAGAAUGAUGCCCGAAGCUAAAACUGUAAAGGCUUGUAAUUUAUAAAAGAAAAAAAGGGCAAGCCUUAACAUCAAGGAUGGGAAUUAUUUGCUAUAAGUCAUGAAAUAUUAUCUAUGUACUAGUUAACUGUUCAUUAGUGUAGCAUUAAAUUAGUUCAUCUCUUAAAUUAAGUUUUUAUACACACUUCUAUAACCCAAAAAGCCAGUUUGCAUUCAGCCAGUUAGCACUGAAGUCUUUGUAGCUAAUGAAUAAAAAGCCUUAUUAUGUAAUAAGCCUGAGAUUUUAAUGGCUUAGGAGCCAUUACUGGGGAAAA
This is a messenger RNA of Colossoma macropomum (tambaqui), 1570 nucleotides long. RefSeq names its product C3a anaphylatoxin chemotactic receptor-like. Gene Ontology annotation, molecular function: complement receptor activity; G protein-coupled receptor activity. The record is from RefSeq and is a predicted model, not a curated record. The transcript has 2 exons. Gene Ontology annotation, biological process: positive regulation of macrophage chemotaxis; positive regulation of cytosolic calcium ion concentration; inflammatory response. NCBI's taxonomy places the organism in Eukaryota, Metazoa, Chordata, Actinopteri, Characiformes, Serrasalmidae. Gene Ontology annotation, cellular component: plasma membrane. The coding region runs from base 130 to 1116 and encodes 328 amino acids.